Maudiozyma saulgeensis is the source of this 867-nucleotide messenger RNA. NCBI's taxonomy places the organism in Eukaryota, Fungi, Ascomycota, Saccharomycetes, Saccharomycetales, Saccharomycetaceae. The record is from the annotation of a GenBank genome assembly.
AUGAUACAUAGACAUGGUUAUCAUCGAAUUAGCUCACAAGAGAGUGCAUUAUCACAAGUAUCUAAUUGGGAUCAAUAUCAACAACAACAGCAAAAGAGUUCAGUAAUAUCAAAUAAUUCAAAAAUUAAUAUUCAACCUUAUACUAAUGACAGUAGUAAUAAUAUUAAAAGACGUCAUUCAUCACGUCGUCAUAAAGAUUUUACAACACAAAGAGAAAUAAAUCAAAAUAAAAAUAACAAUUUUUUAUUUCCAAGAGGUUUUAUAACAUUAAAGAAAAAAUCAACAAAAAGUUUAUCACAGAAACAAAUAAAUUCAAAAUUUAAAAAUGUUAAUGAAUUAAAAGAAAUGAUGAAUUUAAUUAAUUUGAGAACUUUAGAGACAAACGAGGUAUUACCAUUACCAAGAAUUGCAUCAUAUAAUAUUAAUAGUAAAAAUUCAAUAAAUGCACAAGUAAGUUCAAUGACAACAGUAUCAAGAAAUAUUUAUAAGAGGCAACCAUCAAUUAAAAGAAUUUAUAUACCAAUGAAUGAAACACAAAUUAGAUUAUUAAAUUUAAAACGUUCAAAUACAAUGCCGACACAACAACGAAAUUUUAAAAAAAAAUUAAGAUCCAAAGAAGAAGAAGAUAAAAUUAAAUCACAAAGACAAUUACAUUCGUUAUGGGAACAAUAUUUACGUGCAGUAAUACAUCAAAGGAUCCAAUUAAGAUUAGAAUUAAUGAAAGUACAAUCGAUAUCAUCAUUGCAGACACGAGAUAAUAAUUCUGAAUUAAGAACCAUGAUUAGAUCUCGAAAAGGUGAUAAUAGAGAUAAUCCAAUUAUAAUACCAGAUGACCUUUCAAUUGAUUCAAGAAGGAAAAUAUAUUAA